This is a messenger RNA of Populus trichocarpa (black cottonwood), 1973 nucleotides long. RefSeq names its product NAD-capped RNA hydrolase DXO1. Gene Ontology annotation, biological process: NAD-cap decapping; nuclear-transcribed mRNA catabolic process. The coding region runs from base 136 to 1734 and encodes 532 amino acids. The record is from RefSeq and is a predicted model, not a curated record. The transcript is spliced from 13 exons. Lineage: Eukaryota; Viridiplantae; Streptophyta; Magnoliopsida; Malpighiales; Salicaceae. Gene Ontology annotation, molecular function: mRNA 5'-diphosphatase activity. Gene Ontology annotation, cellular component: cytosol; nucleus.
AAAUCAGCAGCCCAACACUGACUCUGUUCCAAAGAAAAAGACAGAAACACGUAUUUGGACGGAACCAUCAGCACAAACAGCACAAGCACAACAGCACGCCACGCAGUGUCGGAAUCUACUGUCUCUGACCAAAACAUGAAUUUCGCAGAACAGGAAGUGGAUUUAUUUGGGGAAGAGGAGGAUGACAAUAAUGGGGCUCGCCGAUCGUCCCCUUCCUCCUCACAAUCAUCAUCAUCAUCGUCUUCCGGCUCGUCGUCGUCAUCUUCGUCUGCCGCAGCUUCAUCUUCUUCAGAUGGCAGUGAUGGCGAAGAGAGCGAUGGAGGACGCGAAGGUGGGGGCGGUAAGAGCGGCAGCAGUGGAGGGGAAGAGGAGGGUGGUAGAGAAGUCGAAACUAAUAAUCAGUAUUAUAGUAAUUAUAAUGAUAGUAACCAUGAGAGGGGCUCUGAUGUGAAUGAAGAAGAAGACGAAGAAGAAGAAGAAGAGAGAGAUCUUUUUGGGUCUGAUAAUGAAGAUUAUGUUAAAACCACUGUUGUCAGUCCUCACCCAAUUCCUGUGUUGCCUGCCAUGCGCCAUCCACACAAUCCGGGUAGGGGGAACUUUGGACGUGGUCGUUGGCACAAUAAUAGAGGAGCAGGCCUCCUUCCCCGGCCAGGAUUUCCACCCAGACAGGGCUAUGGCUAUGGUUCUAAAUUUGCAAAUGGUCAUCGUGAUGAAAGAUUUGUUUCUGAACUGAAGUUUUCCAAGAGUGAUGAAACAUUAUCGAGAAAAUGUGUUGCCUUUCAGGAGCCAUGCGAACUUGCUUGCUAUAGUCGGAUCGAGGGUGGAGAGGUCUACUUUGAUGAUCGCAGCUUGAGGCUUUUCAAGCGUCUUAUUUCGGAAGAUGUUGGAGCUGAUCUGAACGAAGGCUUUGAUACUUUCAUUGAGAAAAGGGACUUGGGCUCCCAGGGAUUUGGUGACCUUCUUGCAUGCAUAAGAGACAAAAACAUUCCCCUUCAAAAUAUGCAUUUUGUGACUUUCCGUAACAACCUUAACAAGAUACUCGCAACUGCUUAUAUGCGACAUGAACAUUGGGAAAUGGGGGUGCACAAAAGGAAUGGAGUUGUCUAUCUUGAUGUGCAUAAACUACCAGAAAGACCGCAAAGCGAGUUGGAGCGUAGAAGAUGUUAUUGGGGAUAUUGCUUUGAGAGCCUUGCCACUGAAGAUCCAAGGAGAGCUAAUGGAGAAGCGAUACAUCAUGUUGAUUCCAACGUUGAAUAUUGUUCUGUGAUUAAAACUAAAUUAGGGGCUCAUCGUAUUCUGAUGGGUGCUGAAAUGGAUUGCUGUGAUUCAACUGAUAGCGGGAGGAGGUUUUAUGUGGAGUUGAAGACUAACCGCGAGAUAGAUAAUUAUCAUCAAGAGGAAAGAUUCGAGAAAGAGAAACUGCUGAAGUGUUGGAUUCAAGCUUUUUUAGCUGGUGUUCCUUAUAUUGUUAUUGGAUAUAGGGAUGAUGCAGGCCGACUUGUCCGCACGGAGAGAUUAACAACCAAGGAUAUAACACAGAGAGUAAAAAUGAAAAACUACUGGCAGGGAGGUGUGUGCCUAGCAUUCGCUGAUGAGGUAUUAUGCUGGCUUUAUGGAACAGUCAAAGAAAACGAAGAUUACAUAUUGCAGUUUGCUCCGCCUUUCACACGUUUAGAGCUUCUGCAAGCCCAAUCUUGCCCUGAAGCGAUCACCAGCCAUGUUGAGCAAAUGUAGAACAGCUGGAUACUCCCUGAUCAAAUGAUUUAAACACGGAUUUAAAUGGGUUUAUGAUAUUGACUUGGGUUUUUUUCCCCUCCCCAUUGUUGUUGUAAUCUACAAUGCAUAGUCUCAGCUGAAAUCUUGUGCCCAUCCUAAAGUGAAUUGGCUUUUUUUUCAGUGAAGUGGGCUUCUCCAUAAAAAAGUUAGACCUUUGUAAAUUCAAUGCAUUGAUGAAGAGAGAAGAUUAACCUGUG